This is a messenger RNA of Prorocentrum cordatum, 2169 nucleotides long. NCBI's taxonomy places the organism in Eukaryota, Dinophyceae, Prorocentrales, Prorocentraceae. The record is from the annotation of a GenBank genome assembly.
GGGGUGUGCUGAGGCAGUCCGCCGCAAUUGGUGAAUGCGCAGUCAUGCCAGUGAGUGGCCAUUGCGACCUGGUCACGCAGGCCCAGAGCAACUUUUCAGAUCGAAGCCGGUCUGCUUGUGCCCGUGUUCGCGCGUGCAGCAUCCAUGGCGACGCGGACCACGUCGCCGGCAAGCGUGGUGCAUCGCAAAUUUGGAGCAGACGUACAUGUCGGUGAAACCAAGCAGCAGAGACAGAUGAACGUUCAGGAGGAUGCAAAACCUCUCGGUAUUUGGGAGGGUUUUGCUGGAAGUGUUGGAGGCAGUUUCUUUCGAGAACCUCGAUGGGUUGACGCACGGAAAGCUCCGGGUACUACAAGCCAGCAGGCUCCAGAUACCAUCAAUUUCAAGGGAUACUUGACAGGAAGUAUUGUUUUUUUCUCGCCGAAUUUUGUUUGGCUGGUUCUUGCUUUAAUGAAUUAUGCGUUCUUCCCGUAUGACAUUAAUGCCCACGAGGUCUUCACAUUCAAGUGGACGGCACAUCGGUUCCUCGCAAAUAGCACGGUCACACUUGGCUACGUAUCGUUUUGGCAUGUAACCUUAUACUUUUGCCAUUGGGGGAGGCGACCGUUCAACCAGACCCGGGAAUACCGAUGGUCGAAAGUGAUGCACAAUUUGUUCUACAACAUUUGUGGGCUAAUGCAAUGGACUUUGUGGGAAGCCAUCUUUGUGUAUUGCUUUGCCACUGGGCGCUUGCCGUACGUGACGGAUGAUGAAUCAUUUGGCACUUACAUUGGGUUUGCUUCUUUUGUGUCAACUUGCCUAUUCGUGGCUGUGUGGCGAGACUUGCACUUCUACUUCGCGCAUCGUCUCAUUCACCUCAAAUUUUAUUACAGGUACGUGCAUUCUUUGCACCACAGGAACACUGAUAUUGAGCCGUUCGCAGGAUUGAGCAUGCAUCCGAUUGAGCAUCUCCUGUACUUCGCUUGCGCAGGCCCUGCUCUUUACAUGCGGUUUUCCCCUUUCUGUCUCAUGUGGUUUGGCAUUCACUUGUUGAUAUCCCCAGCAGCAUCGCACUCAGGAUUUGAGGACAACUUCCAGAGCGAUCAGUACCAUUACCUGCACCACCGCUUUUUCGAGUGCAACUACGGUACGGGGGCUGUCCCCUUCGACAAGUGGUUCGGCACUUUCCGCGACAGCUUGGACUUACAGUCGAGCUCGUCGUACGCGGGUGCACACGUCGAGUCCAGUGGCACCAAGAUGGAUGCCACUGCGGCUGCUUUGGUUGACGAGAAGGCCACUCUCAUUGGCAUGCCCGAUUUGGACCAGUUGGUCUUCAACGUCGUCACCUGUCUGACGUUGCCCGUGCUUGCGUUUUCCGCGGCAGGCUUCGGGCCCGUGUCCAAGCAGUCUCUAGGCAUCCUUGGCAAUCCUAGUGUUAUCGCCUUUCUGAUGGCAGGUGGGCCCGCCGUUGUGGGAAUAAUGAUGUUAGCGGUCUCGACGGCAAGACCCUUUGCCCGGCCUGCCUUCACCUUCUUGUACCCUUUCCACAAAGAGAAGUGGCUUGGUGCAUUCGGUAUCAACGUAUUAGUUUCGCUUUCGGUGACCGUGGUGCCCGUCUACCACAUGGUUCAUAUGUUUGUGAGCGAGCCCGGACAGGCCGUCUUUUUCCAACUGCGGGCAUAAUGGUCUGGCACCUGUUGGAGCUCUCGCGUGGCAUUCCACUAGACCACGGCCAGGUCGUGAGCCGGAGCGACGGUUCGCAAGGUCGGGUGGGCGUGUGUCGGGGGGCGGUGCUUCGUGCGGUCGCGAGCGGGGGGUCUUUGGAGCUGGAGCAGCGCACAGCAAGCUUCUCGGAGUGAACGCCUGUCGGGCGGAAAACCGUGCGCGGAUCGUGUCGCACACUUGGCGGAGGGCCUCCUCCUCCUCCCUCCUCCUCCUCCUCCUCCUCCUUCCUCCUCCUCCUCCUUCUCCUCCUUCCUCCUCCUCCUCCUUCCUCCUCCUCCUCCUCCUUGCUACCUCUCCUCUCUCGCCGUCGGCGGCGGGCGCGGGGCACUGCCCGGCAGGGCCGCGUGGGCGCACCCCGACCUGCGGGAGCGGGGCCGCGCGGUGCGGGCGCGGUGCGCGCACACGUCCUGCCCCGUGGAGUUCAGGCUGCGGCGCGUGGCGCUUCUUCUGGAGGAGGCAGGGGCG